CGGGGCCCCUCCCCGCGACCUCCGGGCCCUGUGGCUCGGACGCCCCCGGCGCGCGCGCGAGGCCGGGGCUCCCCGCCGCUUCGGGGAGCGAGAGGGAGGCGGCCGGGCGGCGCGCAGUCCCCGCCGUCCCAGGGUCGCGGGGCCGGGCCCCGGGUGUUGCAUGCGGGGCGGGGUGGCUGUGAGCGGAGGCGAAGAUGGAAGGUUUAACGCUGAGCGAUGCGGAGCAGAAAUACUACUCGGAUCUCUUCUCCUACUGCGACAGCGAGAGCACCAAGAAGGUGGCGGCCCACGGGCGGGUGCUGGAGCUGUUCCGGGCCGCACAGCUGCCCAGCGACGUGGUCCACCAGAUUAUGGAGCUUUGUGGUGCAACUAGACUUGGUUAUUUUGGAAGAAGUCAGUUCUAUAUUGCUUUGAAACUUGUAGCUGUUGCCCAGUCUGGCUUUCCUUUAAGAGUGGAAAGUAUAAAUACAGUAAAGGACCUUCCUCUGCCAAGAUUUGUUGCUUCAAAGAAUGACCAGGAAUCUCGUCAUGCAGCCUCAUAUUCUUCAGAUUCUGAAAAUCAAGGGUCUUAUUCUGGUGUAAUUCCCCCACCACCGGGCAGGGGGCAAGUGAAAAAGGUAUCCACAAGCCAUGAUACUGUCCAGCCUCGUACAUCUGCAGAUCAGCAGGAACCUGUAUCCCCAGUAGUUUCGCCACAGCAGUCUCCACCAACUUCUCCACACACAUGGAGGAAGCACAGCCGCCAUCCCAGUGGAGGAAACAGUGAGAGGCCUCUUGCAGGACCUGGGCCAUUUUGGUCUCCCUUUGGUGAAGCACAAUCAGGUUCUUCUUCUGGUGACGCAGUAUGGUCAGGGCACUCUCCACCUCCACCUCAAGAAAAUUGGGUCAGUUUUGCAGAUACCCCACCAACCAGUACUCUUUUAACCAUGCAUCCUGCUUCUGUCCAGGACCAGACAACAGUACGAACUGUAGCAUCAGCUACAACUGCCAAUGAAAUUCGUAGGCAAUCCAGUAGUUAUGACGAUCCCUGGAAAAUAACAGAUGAACAAAGACAGUAUUAUGUAAAUCAAUUUAAAACCAUUCAGCCUGAUCUAAACGGAUUUAUUCCAGGAUCUGCAGCUAAAGAGUUUUUUACAAAAUCAAAACUUCCUAUUCUUGAACUUUCUCAUAUUUGGGAGCUCUCAGACUUUGAUAAAGAUGGAGCCUUGACACUGGAUGAGUUUUGUGCUGCUUUUCAUCUGGUAGUUGCUAGGAAGAAUGGCUACGACUUACCGGAAAAACUCCCUGAAAGCUUAAUGCCCAAACUGAUUGAUUUGGAGGAUUCAGCAGACGUUGGGGAUCAGCCAGGUGAGGUAGGUUAUUCAGGCUCUCCUGCAGAAGCACCUCCAAGCAAGUCUCCAUCAAUGCCGUCACUAAACCAGACUUGGCCUGAGCUGAAUCAGAGCAGUGAGCAGUGGGAGACAUUUAGUGAACGCUCUUCAAGCUCACAAACUCUGACCCAAUUUGAUUCUAACAUUGCACCAGCUGAUCCUGAUACUGCUAUUGUUCAUCCAGUUCCCAUUCGUAUGACUCCAAGCAAAAUCCACAUGCAGGAAAUGGAACUUAAAAGAACUGGCAGUGAUCAUACUAAUCCCACUAGCCCAUUACUUGUGAAAACAUCUGACCUUUCAGAAGAAAAUAAGAUAAAUUCAUCAGUGAAAUUUGCUUCUGGAAAUACUGUAGCAGAUGGUUACAGUAGUUCAGACUCUUUUACUUCGGAUCCAGAACAGAUUGGGAACAAUGUAACUCGUCAGAGGUCUCAUUCAGGAAUGUCACCUGAUAACACUGCACCACCACCUCCGCCUCCAAGGCCUCAGCCCUCUCAUUCUAGAUCGUCAUCUUUAGAUAUGAAUCGGACCUUUUCAGUCACCACAGGACAGCAACAGGCUGGAGUUGUUGCCCAACCUCCUGCAGUGCCUCCAAGACCACAGCCCUCACAGGCUCCUGGUCCCGUUGUGCAUCGCCCAGUGGAUGCCGAUGGCCUAAUAACUCACACUAGUACCUCACCUCAGCAGAUACCAGAACAACCAAAUUUUGCAGAUUUCAGCCAAUUUGAAGUAUUUGCUGCAUCAAAUGUAAAUGAAGAACAAGAUGAUGAAGCCGAGAAACAUCCAGAGGUCUUGCCGGUUGAAAAAGCUUCUGAUCCUGCAAGUUCUCUUCGAGUUGCCAAAACAGAUAGUAAAAUUGAAGAAAAGACAGCUGCUAGCGCUCCCGCCAAUGUGAGCAAAGGCACAACACCUCUUGCUCCACCACCUAAACCUGUUCGAAGGAGAUUAAAAUCAGAAGAUGAAUUAAGGCCAGAAGUUGAUGAACAUACACAAAAGACAGGUGUCCUAGCUGCUGUUCUUGCAUCACAACCUUCUAUUCCUAGGUCUGUUGGAAAAGAUAAGAAAGCUAUUCAGGCGUCAAUUAGACGCAAUAAGGAAACCAACACAGUUUUGGCCAGAUUGAAUAGUGAAUUGCAGCAACAAUUAAAGGAUGUUCUUGAGGAGAGAAUUUCCCUGGAAGUUCAACUGGAACAACUUCGACCAUUCUCUCACCUAUAAGCCAAUUGCCGUUAACUGUGAACAUACCCAUUUUUAAGCGGUUUUGGGUUCAAAGCCAUUUGGAGACCCAAACAUUCAGCUCACUGCUUAAUUCAACAUUAAAUUUUAUGAUUCUGUUUCGCCCUAUGUGUUCACCAUUGUAUUUAAGUACCUUUUAUUUUUUAAUUGCAACAAUAAAAGGGUCAGGAUGA
Molecule: messenger RNA, 2776 nt
Organism: Physeter macrocephalus (sperm whale)
Lineage: Eukaryota; Metazoa; Chordata; Mammalia; Artiodactyla; Physeteridae
Gene: REPS1
Product: RALBP1 associated Eps domain containing 1
Exons: 20
Coding region: 195-2585 (796 amino acids)
Biological process (GO): clathrin-dependent synaptic vesicle endocytosis; endosomal transport
Cellular component (GO): presynaptic membrane; cytoplasm; plasma membrane
Molecular function (GO): calcium ion binding; molecular adaptor activity; protein binding
Source: RefSeq, a predicted model, not a curated record